UUGGGAACUGACCAUUUCGAUCACGACGUCUGGUGGCAAAAGAAAAUACUAGUUUUAGUGUGCACUUUAGUAUACAAGUAUAUGAAAUAAUAUAUAAAAAUUAAUUAAAAAAUAAAAAAAAAAAUUAAUUAUUCUAAAAUGGAACUCAUUAAAUUAAACCCUCGUUCAAAAAAUAAAAGUAGAGUUUAUUGCGCUGUGAAUGGUUGUGGUAGUAAAUCCCAUGAAAAUUUAGAAAUCAGUUUCCAUGCUGUACCUAAACCUGGUAGUAGUUUUGUUUAUGUUGAGAACUAUUUUGGAGUAAAAGAAAAAAUUGAUAGGUUUAAAGCCUGGCAACGUGCUUUAAAAUUAAAAGAUACAAAUCGCCAUAUGAGAGUGUGCUCGUUACAUUUUAAGAGAAGUGAUUUUAUUUUACCAGAUAUCAUAACAAAAAAGAUGACGCUAAAAAAAACAUGUGUUCCAUCAUGCAAUUUGCCGACUUCUAGCAAAUUAUCAGCUCAAGCUGAAAAAAUAAAAGAGGCACGACAUCAGCGUCGAUUAAAUCGGAGUUCGAAAAAAAAAGCAGACAAAAAACAUACAAAUAUAAGUGAGGAUUGUAAUGUGGAAAAUUUAGACAGUAUUUUACCAGAUAAAAGUGGUGAAGAUCUUUUGAGUAAUGAUAAUGUUGAUGUACCAUCUGAAAAAUCCUGCAUAGAUUUCGGAGUUCAAGUGGAAACUGUAUUUAUUAAACCAUCAUUCCUGGAUUUUAUCAACACCGAGGAAAAUUUACAAACAGCAACAGGAAUUCAGUCGUAUGAAAUCUUGGAUUUAAUUGUUGAGCUGGUAAAUGAUAAUUAUGGACGGUGUUUAUAUAAUAGUAAAAUGAGCUUGAAGGAUAAAAUAGUCAUGACGUACGUAAAGUUAAAACAGAAUCUUUCGUACUCAUUUCUAGCAAUAAUUUUUAAUAAUUGCACACCGAGGCACUGUCAACGAAUUAUAUACAAAACUUUGCAAAUGUUAAGUGAAACAUUAAAACCUAUGAUAACUUGGCCAUCAAGAGAUGAGAUCUCUCGUAACUUACCAAAAGUAUUUAAAGGUUUCGAAGACGUGAGGGUGGUUGUAGAUUGCACUGAGAUUUUCAUACAAGCUCCAACUAAAUUGUGUUGUCAGGAAGUUGUUUAUUCAAACUAUAAAUCAUCUCCAACGAUCAAGAUUAUGACCGGAGUAUCACCAGGAGGGCUGAUAACGUUUAUAAGUAAACCGUUUGGAGGAAGAGCUAGCGAUACAGAAAUAUUUUCUAACUGUGAAUUAAUAAAUUUGUUAGAAGUCAAUGAUGGAGUUAUGUGUGAUCGAGGAUUUUUAAUAGACGAGCUUUGUGCUCGAAAAAAUUGGAAACUUAUAAGACCACCUUUCUUAAAAGAUAAGAAACAAUUUUCCCAAAGUGAAGCCAUCCUCACCUCACAAGUUGCUAAAGCUCGAGUGCAUAUUGAAAGAUCAAAUCAACGAAUCAAAACCUUUGCUGUGGUUGGUGAAACAAUGUCGGUGAAACUGGUACCAAUUAUUGAAGAUAUUUUCACUGUUAUCUGUGCAACAGUCAAUCUCAGUUCGCCCAUACUGAAAGAUGAUAAAUUUAUGCAACAAUAAUAAAAAAACAAAUUGUAAAUAAUAUUUAGAAAACAGUUUAAUAUAAAUUAAGA
Cotesia glomerata is the source of this 1673-nucleotide messenger RNA. RefSeq lists its product as uncharacterized. The record is from RefSeq and is a predicted model, not a curated record. The transcript is spliced from 2 exons. Lineage: Eukaryota; Metazoa; Arthropoda; Insecta; Hymenoptera; Braconidae. The coding region runs from base 139 to 1620 and encodes 493 amino acids.